This is a messenger RNA of Angiostrongylus costaricensis, 744 nucleotides long. NCBI's taxonomy places the organism in Eukaryota, Metazoa, Nematoda, Chromadorea, Rhabditida, Metastrongylidae. The record is from the annotation of a GenBank genome assembly.
AUGAGCACAGAGUUAAUAAAACGGGCGAAUCCCGCCGAUGACUAUGAGCUUUUGCAACGUGUUGGUUCCGGUACCUAUGGUGAGCAGGAGAUUCUGAUGAUUCGCGAAUGCUCCCAUGCUAACAUCAUCGCAUACCACGGCAGUUACUUACGUCGGGAUCGGUUAUGGAUUGUGAUGGAGUAUUGUGGAGGAGGUUCUUUACAGGAUAUUUAUCAUAUGACUGGACCACUUUCCGAACUGCAGAUUGCGUUCGUUUGUCGAGAAACACUCAAAGGUCUUGACUACCUUCAUAAGAUGGGAAAGGUUCAUCGCGAUAUCAAAGGAGCGAAUAUCCUUCUCACUCAUGCUGGAGAUCAGACUUUGGAGAUGGCCCCUGAAGUUGCUUGUGUGGAGCGUCGUGGUGGCUAUGGAGUUCAGUGCGACGUUUGGGCUGUUGGCAUUACUGCUAUAGAGUUAGCUGAAUGCCAGCCACCAUCAUUUGACCUUCAUCCAAUGCAGGUCUUAUAUUUGAUGACCAGAAGCAGUUACAAACCUCCACACCUUAAGGAGAAACACCGCUGGUCGCCCCUUUUUCACGACUUUGUUCGACAGUGUCUCACGAAAAACCCGAAAAAACGACCUACUCCCGAUAAAUUGUUAUCGGUAAAUAAUGGUUCAUCAGCUCGACUGAUUCAACGACGUGUUCAAGACGACGAUGAUAAGGAUAGUGGCGAGGAAGAGGAGGUAAAAGAUAACACAGUAUAA